AUGGCUAGCGGUGAAGUAAUUGAAUUGCGCGUCAAUAUCGAGGCAGGUGAACUGCCCGUUCGUCUAUUAUGUUCAAUGCUCAGAUUUACAUUUCCAUUACUAGUAAAAUUCAAAUCUCGUUUUCGUUAUUGGCGUAUAAUUCGCAUUAAUUACAGAAAAGUAAACUUAAUUGUUACAUUUGUGCAGCGGAAUUGUGCAUUAGAGAAUCACGUUUAUAUUGGAGACAAAAUAUUAGCAAUUAACAAUCGUUCAAUAAGCAAUCGUCAGGCUUUCUACCAUCGAGGAGAAAAAAUUAAGCGUGAACAAUACGUACACGACAAAAGUAUUAUCAAACAGAGUGGUUUCAUUUAUCUCAGAGUGAAACUAACGCUGCAAAACUCAGCAGGAAAGCUUGGCUUGGGCCUCGUGGCGCAACGGAUAACGCGUCGGUCUACGGAACCGAAGAUUGCAGGUUCGAAUCCUGCCGAGCAAGUGAAAAAUGGUCAGAAUGGUGGUGUAUAUGUAACACAUGUAGAACAAGAAAUGUCAGCAGCUGAAUGCUUGUUGGUUGGCGAUAGAAUAUUAUUAGUUGAAGAAGAAACUAUUAACGACAAAAAAAUGGCAAAAAAAGCUAUUCUAAAUGCAUUACGUUCAGGAAAUGUUACAUUAGUUGUGGAACGUCCUGAUUCCAUUGAAGCCCGUAAUGUUGCAGCAGAAGUGCUUGCUGUACGAACUCCACCACACAGUGAUAAACAUUAA
Molecule: messenger RNA, 738 nt
Organism: Thelazia callipaeda (thelaziosis nematode)
Lineage: Eukaryota; Metazoa; Nematoda; Chromadorea; Rhabditida; Thelaziidae
Source: the annotation of a GenBank genome assembly